Messenger RNA from Entrophospora sp. SA101, 1860 nucleotides. Lineage: Eukaryota; Fungi; Glomeromycota; Glomeromycetes; Entrophosporales; Entrophosporaceae. The record is from the annotation of a GenBank genome assembly.
AUGAAUAAUAAUCAAGACCUAAAAGAUAAACUCGCAAAACAUUAUGAAAGUAUAGCAUUGAAACAUUUUCAAUACAAAGAAGCUAAGAGCAAGGAACAAAUUGAAUUUAAUAGACAAAAAAUCAAAUUGUUACUUGAGGAAAAUGAGAAAAUUCUUGAGAAACAAUUAAAAUCAUCAAAAAGAAGAACAUUUUCUGACCAUGCCAAGUUAUUAAAAGUCAAUGAUUCAAUGGGAAAGCGAUCAAUUAUGCUGAAAUUUCAAGAUUUCCAACCACAUGGACCUGUUAAGAGUAAGCUUAUAAAAGCACGAUUAUUCUCAAUUCCCCAUGUUGAACCCAUUCCAAAAUACACAAUGUGGACUUCUGUCGUGAGAAACAUUAAGACAAAAGAUGAUCCGGUGUUGAGACAUCUUUAUUAUUUUGGAGAAGGUGCUGAACAUGAUUUAGAUAUUGAUUUUUACAUGGAUGUCUUUGAUAAAGUUGAUUUUGGAUCUUCCAAAUUUGAUACGGAUGUGGAAAAAAUCUUCUUCAAAACUUGUGAUCAUUUUUUCAAUCAAUCUGAAAUUGAACUAAAUGUAAUCGAAAAUUUUCUCAAUGAAAGAAAGUCAGGUCUUAAAGUCAUUAUCACAAAGAAAAAUCGUGACUUUAUUAUUGAUGAAAUUAUUAAUUCAUUUCCUUCUGUCAUCAAUAAAAAAUGUAAGAAACAAUUACAAACUGAGAUAGAGGAUCGUGUUAAAGAGUUUAGCCCAUCGGAUAAAAUUAAUGGAGAGGAUAUUUCUGAAGCCUUUAAAAGUUUAUGGUGUAUUAAUCAAUUACCACAAAAAGUUACGAAAAAACUUCAUCCAGCUCCUAAACUAAACGAAAAACCAUGCAAAAAAAACUGUUAUCGUUACUUGACGGAAGAAGUUGAUUGUAAUGAACAAAGUUUGGAAUCUGAGUGGAAUGAUGAAGAAAUUACAUUAUUCAAUAAAUUACGUGAAGUGUUUGGUACUAAAAGUUAUUGUACAUUAGCCACUAUAAUCAAAUCUAAGCUUUGUAAAGAGGUUUAUCAAAGAUCACAAUUUGUUGGUAACAUUAUUGCAAGCAAUGAUGAAGAGCCAAGAAUAAUUAAUAAAAAAGCAUCAAAAAGAGCAGUAAUAAUUGAGAAUGAUGCCUAUAAACAAGCAGAGUAUAGUCCAUGCUAUCACCCUGGUGAAGAUUGCACGAGUGCUGAAUGCAGUUGUUUAAAAGGAAAUCUUCACUGUGAAAAGUAUUGUCACUGUGAAAGAAGAUUUCAAGGUUGUAAAUGUUAUAGCGGAGAUAAUGUUUGUGGAACAAAAAAAUGUUCUUGUUUUGAACAUAACCGAGAGUGUGACUUUGAUAUAUGUAAAUGUCCAGCUGGAGUGCAAUGCGUUUAUAAUUCCGAUGCUUAUUGUAAAAAUGUCAUGGUUCAGCGAGGACGUUCCAAAUCAACUAUAAUUGGUCUAUCAACAGUUGCGGGUUGGGGACUAUUUAUGCGAGAAGAAGCCAGAAAGAGCGAGUACAUUGGUGAAUACCUUGGUGAAAUUAUAUCACAUGCAGAAGCUGAUCGACGAGGGAAAAUCUACGAUAAGCGUCGUUGUAGUUUCUUGUUUAACCUGAACAUAGACACAGUUAUCGAUGCCACUAGAAAAGGCAACAAAUUAAGAUUCAUAAACCAUUCAAAUUCGCCUAAUACAAAUUGCCGUGUGGUUAUGGCAAAUGGGGAACAUCAUAUUGCUAUUUAUGCUUCUCAACUUAUAAAACCUGGCGAAGAAUUGUUUUAUGAUUACCGAUAUGAUGGUCAAGCUCUAGAGUUUGUUCCGAUUGAAAGAAAACAAAUCAACAAAUCCAAAAGAAAGUAA